CCCUUAACUAGGGAGGGUUUAUUCAAAUUGGUAAAUAGCUUAUAAAAAUCAGGAACUGAUAUGUGCUGUGGAGCUUCGAGAGAACAGCUUUUAAAAAGAAAAACCAAGAACUUGCUACCAUGUCGGGGAAGCCAAUCCUUCACUACUUUGAUGGACGGGGCAGAAUGGAGCCCAUCCGGUGGCUCCUGGCUGCAGCUGGAGUAGAGUUUGAAGAAAAAUUUAUGAAAACUCGAGAGGACUUGCAAAAGUUAAGAAAUGAUGGGGAUCUGAUGUUCCAGCAAGUUCCCAUGGUGGAGAUUGAUGGAAUGAAGCUUGUGCAGACCGGAGCCAUUCUGAGCUACAUUGCCUCCAAAUAUAACCUCUAUGGGAAGGACAUGAAGGAGAGAGCCCUCAUUGAUAUGUAUACAGAAGGUAUAGCAGAUCUGAAUGAAAUAGUUUUGAUUUACCCGUUCCUUCCAUCUGAGAAGAAAGAGGCAAGCCUUUCCAACAUCAAAGACAAAGCAAGGAACCGUUAUUUUCCUGCCUUUGAAAAGGUGUUAAAGAGCCAUGGACAAGAUUACCUUGUUGGCAACAAGCUGAGCAAGGCUGAUGUUUACCUGGUUGUAAUUCUCUACCAUGUGGAAGAGCUGGACUCUGGCAUUAUGGCCAACUUCCCUCUGCUGAAGGCACUGAGAACCAGAGUCAGCAACCUCCCGACGGUGAAGAAGUUUCUAGAGCCUGGUGGCAAGAGGAAGCCUUUCGAAGAUGAGAAAUGUGUCAAAAUAGUAAAGAAUAUAUUCCAGUUAAAUUAGGCAGAUGUGGAUGUGUAGCACCCACAAGACCAACCUCCUGAAGCUUUGCAACAAUGACGUGCUUUGUCUAAACAGUCAUCUUGCUUAUUAUGAGGCUGACAGAGUUUUCUAAAGUUCAUGUUAAUUUAGGUAGAAAUGACAGAUACAGAUUUGUUGGAAUGCUGUCCAUCUGGUUUGUGUCAAAUUUUCUUGAAUUUAAAUAAAACAGAAUAAGCUUUAUA
Nannospalax galili (Upper Galilee mountains blind mole rat) is the source of this 1012-nucleotide messenger RNA. RefSeq names its product glutathione S-transferase alpha-3-like. Gene Ontology annotation, cellular component: extracellular exosome; cytosol. Bases 120 to 791 code for a protein of 223 amino acids. NCBI's taxonomy places the organism in Eukaryota, Metazoa, Chordata, Mammalia, Rodentia, Spalacidae. Gene Ontology annotation, molecular function: glutathione transferase activity. The transcript has 7 exons. Gene Ontology annotation, biological process: glutathione metabolic process; xenobiotic metabolic process. The record is from RefSeq and is a predicted model, not a curated record.